Quercus robur (English oak) is the source of this 1341-nucleotide messenger RNA. RefSeq names its product aspartic proteinase CDR1-like. NCBI's taxonomy places the organism in Eukaryota, Viridiplantae, Streptophyta, Magnoliopsida, Fagales, Fagaceae. Gene Ontology annotation, molecular function: aspartic-type endopeptidase activity. Gene Ontology annotation, biological process: proteolysis. The record is from RefSeq and is a predicted model, not a curated record. Bases 1 to 1341 code for a protein of 446 amino acids. The transcript has a single exon. Gene Ontology annotation, cellular component: extracellular region.
AUGACAUCUCAUCAUCACUCACUUCUCUCUUUUGCUACAUUGGCAACUACGUUCUCCGUUGUCUUUCUUUGUAGCUUCUCUCUCACUGAGGCUCUCAAUGGGGGCUUUAGUGUGGAUCUCAUCCACCGUGACUCCCCAAAUUCUCCCUUCUACAACCCUUCAGAAACUUCUUCGCAGCGCAUAGCUAAUGCCUUGCAUCGUUCUGUUAACCGUGUCAAUCAUUUUAAGCCAAAGUCCUCGGUCUCUACCAAUUCACUCCAAACAGAUGUAAUCUCAAAUAGCGGUGAAUUCCUUAUAAAAUACUCUGUUGGUAAACCACCAGUCCCAAUGUUAAGCAUUGUUGAUACUGGUAGUGAUUUGAUUUGGAUACAGUGCACACCUUGCACUAAGUGCUACAACCAAACAGCUCCACUUUUUAAUCCUAAAAAGUCCGAAACCUACAAAAAAGUUUCUUGCUCUUCAUCUCAAUGUAAGUCUCUAGAAAGAACCAAGUGCUCAAAUGAUGGAAAAAAUUGCCAAUAUUCAAUGUCUUAUGGCGAUUCUUCAUUCACAAAUGGAGAACUUGCUAUGGACACUCUCACUCUAGGAUCAACUACAAGUCAGUCUGUGCCUUUUCCUAAGACCAUCAUAGGAUGUGGACAUGAUAAUCAUGGAUCCUUUGGUAAGGAAGGUUCUGGCGUUGUUGGCCUUGGAGGCGGCGCAGUUUCCCUUGUUUCCCAAUUGCAUUCUUCUAUUGGUGGCAAGUUCUCCCACUGCUUGAUACCAUUAAAUUCAAAAGACAAAAACUCAAGCAAAUUGAAUUUCGGUAGCAAUGCCGUGGUUUCGGGUUCUGGAGUCGUAUCUACUCCCAUAGUCCACAACCCCCAAAACCCAGUCACCUACUACUUCUUAACACUCGAAGCAAUGAGUGUUGGCAGCAAAAGAUUGGAGUUAAGCGAUUCUUCUACGUUCGAAGAUUUAACGGGAAAUAUUAUCAUUGAUUCAGGCACAACAUUGACAAUAUUGCCAGAAUAUUUCUACUCCAAGUUUGAAUUAGCAGUAGAAGAAGCAAUUCAUUUAAAGCGCAGUGAAGACCCGAGUCUAAUUCUAAGUCUUUGCUACAAGACCUCAAAAGAUGAUAUAGGUGCACCAAGAAUCACAGCACAUUUUACUGGUGCAGAUGUAAUGUUGAGUCCAAAAACCACCUUCAUUAGACUAAGUGAGAGAUUUUUGUGCUUGGCUUUUGGGGCUGGUGAAACACUUUCCAUCUUCGGUAACUUGGCCCAGUCCAACUUGUUGGUAGGCUAUGACCUAGUGAAGAAAACUGUAUCUUUCAAGCCAACAGAUUGCACCAAGCUCUAA